Messenger RNA from Anarrhichthys ocellatus (wolf-eel), 2601 nucleotides. Its product is annotated as zinc finger and SCAN domain-containing protein 22-like. The coding region runs from base 17 to 1156 and encodes 379 amino acids. The transcript is spliced from 2 exons. Gene Ontology annotation, biological process: regulation of transcription by RNA polymerase II. Gene Ontology annotation, molecular function: RNA polymerase II cis-regulatory region sequence-specific DNA binding; DNA-binding transcription factor activity, RNA polymerase II-specific. Lineage: Eukaryota; Metazoa; Chordata; Actinopteri; Perciformes; Anarhichadidae. The record is from RefSeq and is a predicted model, not a curated record.
UUUUGGUCCAUUUUGGAUGGUAGCAAGAGCGCUGUGCAACCCAAGAAAAAUGACCAAACUUCAGUUUUUAAACGUAUUUUUGACUGAGCGUCUCAUGCUUGCUGCGCAGGAGAUCUACAAAUCUGUCGAGGACACGAUUUUGGAGUACCAGGAGGAGAUAGCGAUCAGGGAGCGGGAGAACGACCAUUUGAGACGCAGGCUGCGAGACGCUGGAAUUGAAAUAUGGCCAGAUCGUCCGUCCAUGGCACUGUUGGACGAGGAGGAGGGUGAGCACCCACGUCGUGAGUGGAGUCCCAGCAUGGGGCAUGAAGAGCGCAUCCCCAUUCAGAUUAAGGAUAAAAGAGAUCUCCGGGCCAACCAAGGAGAGGAUCAGCUCCGUGGCCACGGCUCUUGCAGCACACCAGAGAACUUGUUCACUCCCCCGCGUGUUGUUAACGAGUAUCCUCAGGAUGGCCCCCACACAUCCAACCUCCCUCAGCCUCAGAGUCAAGGUGUGGAGAAUAGGGAGAGGGAUCCUGCAUCUCGAGGCUCCUCGAGGCACGUGAAGAUAGAGAGUGGAGGAGGCCACAGAGGCUCGACUUCUUCCAACAGCGGCGCCCAGCCACUCGCACCAGUCAACCCAAACUGCUCAAAUGAGAACAACAUUGACAUUAUCGGGGUGGAGAAUGGAGGACAGAUGGUUGGUGUUAAGGGAAAUGGAAGUGGCGCCAACAGAGGACAGGCCUCUCAAAUACGCAACCAAGGAGCCAAUGCCGUGGACUGCCCUCAUCAAAAAUCCCCCAUUCAAGGCCACAUGUCUUCAUUUUGCUGCAAGGUUUGUGGUGAGGCGUUUAGUCACGUUGGCCACCUGCACGUGCAUGUACAAGUGCACACUCGAGAAAAACCUUAUCGCUGUGGAGUAUGCGGGAAAUGCUGCAGCUCGUCUGGAAGACUCCAGGAGCACCAGCGUAGCCACACGGGAGAAAAACCAUUUCGCUGUCAGAUUUGUGGAAAGGGCUUCACGCAGAUGGCUCACUUGAAGGUUCACAUGAGGAUCCACACUGGGGAGAAGCCAUACAGCUGCCCUGUGUGUGGCAAAUGCUUCAGCCGUUCUGACAAAAUCAAAAGGCAUCUCCAGACCCAUAGCCGCGAGGGAACAUAUUUCUCAGGGCAAUGAUGCUGUUGUGAAACAGCCCAGUUUGUGAAUCAUAUUGAUGAGGGAAACGUCCUACAAAAAGCUAAAAUCGCUGCCAAUAAAACAAGGCUUUUUUUUUCUCUUCCUACUGUCCAAGAACUAGGGAUUCUGCAACUCGUGGAGAAAGUUUCUUAUCUAACCUAACACUGCUCCAUGCCAUAGAAUUUGUAUUAGCCAGUUUAGUAUGUCAUUUACUUAAUUUUGUAUUUGUCACUGAGUAUUACAUCUCUAAGACACAAUUUGAGUUUUUAGCUAGCUUUUCUGAAUUAUCUAGUCUUUCCAUAGUCCUAUAAUUAGCAUGACAAAGUCUUCCACACAUGCCUUGAAACUGAGAUGCAUUGAGAAAUGCAACAAUGUUCAACACGGUUCACGGCGUAUUAUCAACCAGUCGCUUCGUAUCCAUAAGUUUACACUUGAGUUUAAAAUCUGCAUACUUGACUUCUAUCUUGUAAUCGUUAUUUUACGACCUAAGAUUAAGAGUCAGUGCAUGAAGUGAUCUACAUUUUCUCAAUUAACUAGAGAGUUGAUGGUCUGACAAAUGAAGCCUGUGUGUGUCAUCUGCCAGCAACACUGCCAGUAGUCCUUUUUUUUUUUUUUUUUUUUUAAUGAAGCAAUUAAACACUGACACAAAAUUUAGGCUAACAAAAAGCCACUGACAUGUGCCCAUAAACUGUAAGCUUGACUGACUAACUAUGAGAAGUCUGACCUAACACUUUUUCUUCUGAGUACUGUUACAUUGUUGCAGAGCUGAACACUGCCAUCUCACAUUGUCGGUGCUUCAUGUUGUCCAUUGAAAUAUGGAUCAAUCUAUUGUGAGACUGCUCCACUAUUGUGUGAAGUAACGCGAUAUUCUGUAAAAUACCACUGGUCUCGAUCUACCAUUCAUUUUGUGGCGUUUUCUUUUUUUAAUGACAUGCACUAUGGCAUCUGUCUGAAACGGUGCAUAUUUUCACUCUAUAAUAGGGCCCGACAAUAAUUGCUUGAAUCUAUCUGUGGUUCUACAGGGGUUUCAGUCUGCAAAUAUCUCUGUUCACCUGUGUUUCCACCACAAUUUUUCAUUCACAUGUGAGGUUAUUUUUGGAGUGGCCUCGGUUGUGGUCGAUUUUCAAGGUGAUGGUUUGUUUAUUGUGGAAUCGGGUAGUUCCUCUGCUCAUCUUGGACUGACUCCAUGAACAGUCGACCCUACAGUCACCUUUCCUCCUCUCAGGACUAAUGCUGCAUUCAUGACAUGAGGGCGUACCAGAAAUACUAACGUCUGACUUGAAACGGCUCUUGUAAAAGUCAGAAACUCAGGGUUUGUGUCUUUUCCUGUGGAAUUUGUCCCUGAUUGUUGCAGACAUUAACAUGACUUUAUCAAUUCAAAAAAUAACAAUUUGCAUCUGAACCUCCUGCAAGAAGAUGAACUAAAAUAAAAUAUGAAACCUUCA